Molecule: messenger RNA, 525 nt
Organism: Cynara cardunculus var. scolymus (artichoke)
Lineage: Eukaryota; Viridiplantae; Streptophyta; Magnoliopsida; Asterales; Asteraceae
Exons: 2
Coding region: 1-525 (174 amino acids)
Biological process (GO): DNA repair; telomere maintenance
Molecular function (GO): DNA helicase activity
Source: RefSeq, a predicted model, not a curated record
AUGCCUUACCCGGAUAAUGAUUCUCUUGAAUCUUCAAACAAUCGUUUGAUUAAGGAGGAGCUAGAUUAUAACAUAGCUAAUCUACGUGAUGAGUUUCAUCAACUUCUAACUGCUCUAACAAAUGAGCAAAAAGGUGAUUAUGACGAUAUCAUCACAGUUGUUGAAAAUAACCGAGGUGGUGUGUUUUUUGUUUAUGGGCAUUGGCGGAACAGACAAAUUCUGCCGGUUAUUCCCAACGCAAGUAGACAAGACAUUGUUACUGCGUCGUUAAGUUCAUCUUACAUUUGGGAAAAAUGCAAAGUCCUAAGGUUAACUAAGAACAUGAGGUUAACUGUUGACAGUGAAUCUUCUGAAAUUGAACAGACAAAGGGUUUUUUCAAACUGGAUUUUGGACUUAGGCUAAGGCAAGGUGGUAGUGUCAAUGAUGGUGAGGCAGUUGUUGAUAUACCUCAUGAUUUUCUCAUUAUCGACUCAAUGGAUCCUGUAUCUGCAUUAUUCAAUUUGUUUAUCCUUCAAUUCUUGUAA